Molecule: messenger RNA, 937 nt
Organism: Mizuhopecten yessoensis (Yesso scallop)
Lineage: Eukaryota; Metazoa; Mollusca; Bivalvia; Pectinida; Pectinidae
Exons: 3
Coding region: 130-780 (216 amino acids)
Source: RefSeq, a predicted model, not a curated record
GAUACAGUCAAUUUAAGCUGACUAGGCCCGCUAUGAAUGCCCUAGGCUUUUUGAUGAUGACGAUUGUCUCCUGGAGUUGGUUCCACUCAGAGGCUGUCAAGGCUGUCUCCAAUAUCGUACAUUCCCUUGAUGUUCUGCGCAAGAUUACAAGUUGUGAGGACUGAGACUAUGAGGCUGUUGUACAUUACCCUCCUGCUGUGUGCACUUUCCAUCACGGUGCACAGUGCCGCUGAUUACGAUAAGGGUCUGCGAGAGGUUUUGGGGUACCUUGAAGAAAACGUCCUUGAUGCCUGUGAAGGCCAAUCUGAAGCCGUGCAAUGUGCUCAACGUGAAUUGCAAUCAAUCAUGCAAUUUCCAAGUCUAUCCCUGUUCUUCAUCAAAGAAUGCAACUGUUUCAAAUGUAUUACAAACAAUCUUCAGCGUGCAGCUUUUGAUGUUUAUGUAACUGAAACAGUUGUCAGACCUUGCGGAUGGUUUAAACACAAUGAUCCGGAUACAUAUGACGACUUACUUACGUGCAUGAAAGAUGGCUUUAACAACCUAAAAUUCGACGACUCUACCUUUACUCCUGAUAUAGAUCCGAAAGACGAAUGGGAGAGUAUGAAACAACUGGCCAAAGAUUGUGAGGAUGGCGGCCAACAAGGGAAUGACAUGGUAAAAUGCGUGGAUGAAAAGUAUGUUAAUGAACGAGCAAAAAAAGGUCAGGCCGCGUGCGCGUCGAAAGAAGACAGGAAUCUGUACAAUUCCCUUCGCGCAUUACUUAAACUUCACCAGAACUGAGUAUUUCCUGUUCAUUGAUCCCUUUCGAUGAAGUAAUCCAAGCUCCGCUAGGUCUUUUUUCUUUCUUUGUUUUUUUUUGCUCUUCUCAUUUAACAGAUAACGUAUCGUAAAGAUUUGCUUUUGUGUUUCGUUUGCCCCUAUUAAAACAUCUUUUUGC